AUUCUGGCCCCGACGUUCGGCCAGUGCAGUUGUGUAGUGUGAACUUGAAGCGGUGUGUACAGGAUGAACUUGCUCUGUUGUGAAACUUCGGUCAGUAGUUGCGAGUGCAGAGCUUACCCCGAUCCGACCCUGCUCAACGAUGACCGAGUGCUCAAGCACUUGUUGCGCACUGAGGAGCGAUACGUUGCUUCCAGCUCCUAUUUUCAGCGCUUCCAGACCGACCUCACCCCUCACAUGCGAAAAAUUGUCGCUGAAUGGAUGUUGGAGCUGUGUGAGGAACAGAAAUGCCAGGAAGAAGUGUUUUUAUUGGCGAUAAACUAUCUUGAUAGGUUUUUAAAUGUGUGCCCGAUUAGAAAGACACAGUUACAAUUACUCGGCACAGCGUGUUUAUUAGUUAGUUCAAAAAUGCGGGAGCCCCAACCACUCAGCGCAGAAUCUCUAGUCCAGUACACAGGAAAUAGUAUUGAGUUGGAAGACUUAUGGAGGUGGGAAAUGCUAGUACUAAGUAAAUUGAAAUGGGACGUGGCAGCGACGACACCACGUGACUUCCUACCUCACAUCCUACGACGACUUCCCCUCGACCGAGUGCCCUCCCUCGACCCCCACAAAGUGCACGUUCACGCACAGACCUUCAUCACGCUUUGUUUUCGAGAUCACAAAUUUUCAAUGUACACAGCCAGCAUGAUUGCUGGAGCCAGUGUUGCAGCUGCUCUACAUGGACUGAAGUGGACUCACUACGCCGAAUGUAGCUUGACUGAAUUGUUAGAGAUGCUGCAGAGAAUAUUAUCAAUCGAAACGGAUAUUCUUCACAGCUGCCUCGAUCAGAUAGAAGAAAUGAUUGUGUCCGAGAUGCGAGAAGCAAACCCACCCAACGUGGGGGCGGGGGCGCAGUCAGCGGGGGCAGGGGCCAGUGGCGGCAGCUCAUCCCAGGCGUCCGCCUCCGGCCCACAACCGACAAAACCCGAGUCGGCUGCCGACAAGACAGUAGUCGAACACAGUCAGGCCGGGACCCCGACAGAUGUCCGCGACGUGCACUUCUGACUAAAGAAAAAGUCUGCGUUAAACACCGCUCAAGCUGAACAAUUACCUUAGAAUGUAACCGAAAAUAGAAACGUUCAUUUCAAUUUUUUACGUUAAUCGUUAAUUCGUCAACGAUCGAUUACACUUAUUAAUUAUUUAUUACGAAUAUUUCGUGCAAUCCUACCAUACAACUGCCAUAUACACUAGUUACAAAACGUUUAACCAGUUCACCUCUUAACAUAUCAAUACAAUCAAUAUUAUUAGAUUUCAUUACUUUAAGUACACGCGCAACUGACGAAAGUUUUCCAUUUCCAUAUAGGUGUCAUUUUGUCAUUAUUUAUUAUUGAGAAGAUAUUUUUUCUUGUAAAAGUCAAAUUUUCAUCAUGUUGAAUUCAUGACUGGAGUAACACAGUCAAUGCUACUUGAAUUUUGAGCAUUAACAAAUUAUCAAAUAACCUACUUAUCAUUACCAUGUCCAUAGAGCAGAGCUUAUAGUAUCCGGAAGAUACCACAUCAUUUCGACAUUUAACACGUUGUAAAAUUUUCUCAAUAAUUAUCUGUUUUGUACGGUAAAUAAAUGAUGCACAACUAAUGUGGACUAAUGUGACUAAGAACCGUCCACUCAACCUAAUUAACUUGACUGCAUAAAAUUUUUAUUUGAAAACUAUCAAUUCAGCUUUCAUUUGAAUAUUUGAGACCUACCAAUAUCCAAUAAUUAGGAUAUAUAUCAUCACUAACAAAUACUGUAUAAUUGAGUUCACAUAAUAUAAUAAUGAUAAAUAUGACAAAUAUUUUAUGGCAACUGUGGAAAAUUACAAAUAACUUGAUCAUUCAUAGAUCAGGCCUUAUCUUAAUCUUAGCUUUAUUUCAGUUAUUGAUCAUCAAUCAAUGCAAAAAUAGUUAUGGUGCAACAUAUUAUAGAAUUAAGUAUAUCCUAAGCUGUUAACGCAGAUUAUUUUAGCAUUCUUUUUGAAGAUAAUACGGAAUUUCAAUUCCUUGAGAGAAAAAAGACGAAAGAAGAGUGAGUUUCAGCUAUACAACGAGUUUGUUGUUAAUGAUUAUAAAACCGAUCUGUACUGGCAAUUAAUUUUGCUCAUUCAGUGGUACCAGUGUGAUAGAACAAAUAUUACAGUUUGCGUAGAGGCUGAAACAAACAUUAUUGGGGAAGGCAAGAAAUUACGCUUUAAGUUAUAAUUAAGUUUAAAGAAGUGAGUUUUAAUUGCUAUAUCGAUAGCGAUACGAUUGAGAUAUUGAUGAAAGUAUGUAUAAUAUUAUUUCAAUAUGAGUGAAUCAAGUGAUGUGUACAGAGCGAUGAUAUGCUUUACCAAUAAACUGACUUUUGUACAGUUGAUGACGAUUUUAUAUUAGGAUUAGGAACGGGUAGAUUUUUGCGCAAUCGUUUCAUUGUACAUACAUGAAAUUAUAUUUGUAGAUUUCAAGUCGGUAAUGCAAAUAUAGUCAUAUCGAGUCAAUUAAGAUAUUAAGAUAGGUAUUAUCUUCUAGUUUUUAUUUCGAAAGUGAGCGAUAUUUUUAUAUUAUAUUAUUGUAAUAGGAUUGCCGCCUGCCCUGAGACCGGCAAUCAUACCACAUCGUAUAAAAUAGUACAAUCAUUGAAACUUCUUUCCUAGUGCUUCCAGAAUGUAGAUUAGUAGAUUAGUAUUUGUAGAAUGAAAAAGUUUAUUAUGUUAGAAAUGUGAAAGUUUUAUCAAAAUAUCGUGUUCGUUUAUAUGUAUCUGAAUAUAGUGAUCGAGUCCACACUAUCAAGUGGAAACUGUAAUAUUCCUUGAAGCGAUUGACAAGCAACUCAGUAUUUUUCAUUUUUUAUUCCAUGGUGAAUAACAGUUCUGAGAUCUAUUUUCUGUAAUGGAAUUGUUAAUUUGAAACAUAUUUAUCUGAUAUAUACUUAUAUAUAUAUAUAUCGCCAUCAAUGGCCUAAAUAUUCGAUGGCCUGAACGUAGUCCCAACUAAUUUUGGCAUAAUGUUGCUUACAAUUGGAAAUAAAAUCUAUUUUUCAAUAGUAUUAUGUUGUGUGCUUAUUAUAAUCAUUGGAAUAUCAUGUUGAUUUAUCUAGACAUUGACAUGAGAAAUAAUUUGGUUGGUAGAAAACAGUAACUCCGAAAUACUGAUAGUUAUGUAGGAGCUCCAGCAUAAAACUACUGUAGCUUGCAGUGUUUUAUAAGGACGAAAACGAAUAAACAUUUCAAAUUCGAGUUAUUACUAGAUCGUUUACUCUGGUAAAUAAUAAUUAUGCUCCUUGCUAUAGAAAAAACUUAUGUAGAAAAACAAUAUUGUAUUACAAAAAUUAAGUACCUGAAUGGAUUAGCCAGGGUGUGGUAGAUAUUCUUCAAUGAAUGCUACUGUAAUGUAUUGCUUGAAUUGGAUAAUUGAUCUGUUGGAUUCUGAUAUAGAAAUAAAAUAUGCAAAUGUUUGAAAUUCAUGACGAAAAUUCGAUAGUUAGCUUACUUAUGAUGUAUUUAUUGCUUCAGUAUAAUUUUUGUUCUGAGUUAUCAUCCUUGAGAAAAAAACAGAAAACAUCAAGAAAAACUCACUAUAAUGAAAAAGGGUUCAAUGCAACAAUUGUUUCAUAAAUAUUAAUUUGCUUAUUCAAGUGAAAUCACACAAUAAUAUUAUGUGAAUUAGAAAUCUUAGUUAAUAUACAUUGAUUAUAUUCGCUUCAGCGUAACAAUUGUAUCCAUAUGGUUUAUAAGUGAGGAUUCAUGUACGAAUUCAAUAAAAAAAUAUAAAACAAAAAGAAAAAUAUGUUUUGGUCUAUUGUAUUAUUGUAAAAAGUAUGUUAUUCGAUUUACUGAUUAUAGUUUCCUACGGUACAAUCAAUUUAUUGUAUUUCAAAUUUGUGUAUAAUAUAACAAUAACAUAUAAAACAUAUAUAUGCGAAAAAUAUUUUAUAACUAUUGUAUUGAUUUUGAAAGAUGUCAGAAAAAAUGAAUAAAGUGAUGAUUUAUUUACCUGAGAA
Molecule: messenger RNA, 3994 nt
Organism: Nilaparvata lugens (brown planthopper)
Lineage: Eukaryota; Metazoa; Arthropoda; Insecta; Hemiptera; Delphacidae
Product: G1/S-specific cyclin-D2
Exons: 5
Coding region: 64-1041 (325 amino acids)
Biological process (GO): positive regulation of G1/S transition of mitotic cell cycle; mitotic cell cycle phase transition; regulation of cyclin-dependent protein serine/threonine kinase activity
Cellular component (GO): cyclin-dependent protein kinase holoenzyme complex; nucleus; cytoplasm
Molecular function (GO): cyclin-dependent protein serine/threonine kinase regulator activity
Source: RefSeq, a predicted model, not a curated record